Messenger RNA from Beta vulgaris subsp. vulgaris (sugar beet), 6679 nucleotides. Its product is annotated as E3 ubiquitin-protein ligase listerin. The record is from RefSeq and is a predicted model, not a curated record. The transcript has 16 exons. Gene Ontology annotation, molecular function: zinc ion binding; ribosomal large subunit binding; ubiquitin protein ligase activity. Gene Ontology annotation, cellular component: RQC complex; cytosol. Lineage: Eukaryota; Viridiplantae; Streptophyta; Magnoliopsida; Caryophyllales; Amaranthaceae. The coding region runs from base 278 to 5929 and encodes 1883 amino acids. Gene Ontology annotation, biological process: ribosome-associated ubiquitin-dependent protein catabolic process; rescue of stalled cytosolic ribosome.
UCAUAAGAACUUGAAUCUGGGUUAGGCCGUGCGAGUAUCGGGCUCUAGUAGACAUUUUUAUUUUCUCCAUUAGCAAGAGUCGAGAGUCGAGACUAGCUAAAACUUGAAACUUUGGAAGACCGUCGAACGCAACGCACCUCCUCUUUGCGCGGCCGCAAAACCCAAUUAAAACCACCCAGAAAUUACACAACUUCAUCAAAAUUUACCCCUGAAAAACACCCACAAAAACUCUUUAGAUUGUAAGAGAGAGAUUGAGAAAAAGAAGAAGAGAGAAUCAAUGGGAAAACAAAAGGGUGAAAGUGCCAGAACUAAAGCUCGAGCUUCCAGUAGCAGUCUCGCCGCAUCGUUGGUGCCAGUUGGUGCUGCCCCAGUUGGGUUUGGAGGUUAUGUGGGUAGGGCUCGGGUUGAUUCUGGUCUUCAGGGGGAUGAAUCCACCUCUUUUGCGGGUAUUGAUGGCGAAAUGGCGCAAUAUUUGAAAAGGCUUGCUAGAAAGGAUCCUAUAACUAAGCUUAAAGCUUUAAAUGCUUUAUCAACUCUACUGAAGGAUAAGUCUGGGAAGGAUGUCUUGCCCAUAAUUCCCCAAUGGGGUUUUGAAUACAGGAGGCUUUUGAUGGAUUACAACAGAGAUGUUCGGCGGGCGACUCAUGACACAAUGACAAGUCUUGUUGCUGCUGCUGGACGGGAUUUGGCUCUUCAUCUUAAGUCUCUAAUGGGACCUUGGUGGUUUGCCCAGUUUGAUUCAGUUUCUGAAGUUUCUCAAGCAGCUAAGCGAUCACUAGAGGCUGCCUUUCCAACCCAGGAAAAAAGACUAGAUGCACUGAUAUUUUGUGCAUCAGAGGUAUUUGAGUACUUGGAAGAAAAUUUGAAACUUACACAAAAGAGUAUGGCUGAUCUUGCUGCUGCUUCAGAUGAAUUGGCGGAAAUGCACCAAAGGGUUAUUUCGUCGUCAUUACUUGCUCUCGCUACGCUGCUUGAUGUAUUGAUUGGCUUGAAGUCAGAGAAACCUGCCAAUGAAGACUCAAAGAUUCAAUCAAUAAAGGUUUCAAAAGCUGAAGAUUUGGCUAUAUCUUCUGCCAAAUCUUUGUUCUUGUCACAUCACUAUUACCUAGACUUUCUUGGAUCCGAGAGCCCUGUUGUUCGGUCAGCUACUUAUGCAGUGCUCAGAAGUUACGUCAAGAAUAUUUGUGAAGUAUUUAGUGAAGAAGAUGUGAAAGGUCUCGCCACUGCAAUACUUGGUGCCUUCCAAGAAAAGGACCCAUCUUGUCACACUGCAUUGUGGGAAACAUUUUUGCUAUUUUCUAGAAGAUUUUCUGGUAGUUGGUCAUAUAUAAACUUUCAGAAAACAUUUGUAAAUCGCUUUUUGCAGUUCCUGAAGAAUGGGUGCUUUGGAUCACAGCAGGUGUCAUAUCCUGCUUUGGUUGUACUCCUAGAUGCUUUGCCCCCCGAAGUAGUUGGGGGUCUGAAGUUUUUUGUUGACUUCUUCCAGCACCUUUGGGCAGGAAGGAAUGCAUCGCAUCCUAGUAAUGCUGAUCGUAUGGCAUUCUUUGUGGCCCUUAAAGAAUGUUUCCUUUGGGUCUUACAUAAUCGUGGAAGAUAUUGUAGUGGAGAAGCAGGAAGUUACAAUUUCUGCAUGUCUCUUGUUGAUAAUGUCCUUGUAAAGCUUCUGUGGCGCGAUUUUCUGUUUUACUCUGACGCAAGGCAUGAAGACUUGAGCAGUUCAAGUAAUAAUAAUGAUGCUAUUUUAGAGACCUCCAAAUUGUUAGGCAAUAAUCUACCAGAGAUUAAACAAGGGCAGUUGCAUGACCUGGGGAGAUGUAUGAUUGAUGUCCUUUCUGCUAUAUACUCUAUGGAAUGCAAACUGCUCACACCAUUUUGUGAAGCAUUUCAAGACUGCUGUCUUGAGACUCUUCAGCAAGCAGAACAUCUAAAGGGAGCUUCUGGUAAUAUAGGACAAGCCAUAAAAUUCAUAGUGCUGGUAGAGAAGUAUACACAUUUAGAAUCUGAAAGUUGGGCAUUGGAUUAUCUGGUUGGACCAAUGCUGGAAAGGUCUCUUCCAUUGAUUAUAUCCCAUGACUCACCUGAGGUAAUUAGAUUUUUAUCAGUUGUGGUUUCUAUUUUUGGACCACGAGAGAUAGUUCUGAGACUCGUCCCAACUGAGGAAAUUACAGAUGGCAGUGCCAUGGAGGUUGAUAGAGAAGUAAGCAAGUUUCUGGAGGUUUUUGAAGAAACAUUUGUCUCUUGGUGUUUUAGUGGAAGUGACAGCUCCAUGAAUGCUCGCUUGGAUCUUUUGCUUGCAUUACUGUGUGAUGAAUGUUUUGAUAAGCAGUGGAAUAUCAUCAUCUCAUAUGCUGUCAACAUGUGCCGUUCUGAAACAUCUCAUAUCCGGAGAUUGGCAGUGCUUAUUGAGAAAGCUAGGAAGUUGAUGAAGAGGAAGUCAAAGCUUCAUGAUGAUAAGAUCUCUCAAACUGCUUGCUGGCAACAUGAACUGUUAGAUUCAAUUGCUGUUUCUAUGAUGCGGAGUGCUUCUCAACUUACAGAUUCUGAUUUGCACUUCUUACGAGCUGUACUUGGUGGCAUAUCAGAAGAUGACGAUAGAUCUUUUCUGUCUAAGAGCGCUGUCAUACAGAUAUACACAGAAGCAUUUGGAAAGCUUGUGGCUUUCGUUAUGGAGUCUCAUUUUGCUUGCAUCAAGACUUUUGGUUCUUUAUCAUGUUCUCUCGUGAAGUUCGCUACAUCAGAGAUUCCAAAAUCUGCAGAUGUGGCUAGGAUGGCUUACAGUUCUCUUGAAGUUCUCAGCAGAACCCUUUUUAGCUUAAAAUCAUAUUGUGAGGAUAGUGAGUUGCUUCCUGGUAUUGGAGGACUUUUAUUUAUAAUUGAUUGGGAAUUUAAUCUGUUGAGAGCAUCAGAUGCUAAGUUCAAUGAUACCUCAGUGGGAGGUGUUAUGACCAGGCAAGAGUUUGGUAAAGCUAUGCAUGCUUGCCAUACUAGUAUGACCAAACAAUUCUGGAGAAGCCUUCUGUUGCAAAAUCGGGUGAUGCUUGGAAGUCUUUUAAUACAAUUUAUUAGGUCUGCCAUAUUUGGUCAAGAUGCAUUUGAUUCUGGCAUGAUUACAUCUAAAUGCUGCAAAUGGAUGAUUGAAGUUAGCGAUCAUCUCUGCCUGAACCCGUUGGAGGAGCAAAAGUUAAUAGAUCUACUUCUGUGCAUUGAUGAUUUAUGGCCUUUGUGGAUCACUCCAGAUAACAAAAAUAGUGAGCUAAAAUAUACCUUCAAAGCUGAGCAGGUUUUAACUGAUGUGCAUGUUUCGCAGAGCCAGCUGUUUGUUGCUCUAGUUGACAAGCUAAUCUCAGAAAUGGGUAUCAACCGAGUGAUUGUUGGCUCCAAUGGAGAAGCUUUAGCUGUAAACGAUUCUCAGUCUGAGUAUUCUCGAGCUUGGGUUGUUGCAGAGAUGCUCUGCACUUGGAAGUGGUGUAGCGGCAGUGCUUUAGGCACUCUUUUGCCUUCUUUAAGUUCCUAUGCUAAAAGUGAAAGUGGUGGUAACCUAAGUUGUUUAUUUGAAUCUAUCAUAAACGCUUUGCUUGAGGGUGCUCUUGUUUGUGGAACAAAGAGUCAGUUGAUUUUUUUCAAUACAUGGCCACCUUCAAGUAAAGAUCUUGAUGAUAUUGUAGAGCCUUUCUUGAGAGCUCUGGUGUGUUUGCUUUCUACUUUAUUAAAAGAAGGCAUAUGGAACUAUGAAGAAGCUAGCAAGCUUUGGGAAUUGCUUCUAAAUAAGCUUUACAUAGGUCAAGAAACAGACUUGAAUUGUUUGAGGAUUCUUCCACCCCUUGUUUCUGUUCUUGCACACUUCUUGUGCGUAAACAAAGAAUCCAGUGAUUUGGUUAAACAUCCAUUGACUGAUUCUUUAAGAGCAACUAUUGUUGGGGACUGGCUUGAGAAGACUCUGACAUUUCCACCCUUGAUAUCAUGGACAUCUGGUGAAGAGAUGGAAGAAUGGUUUCAGUUGGCUCUGUCAUAUUAUCCUUUAAUUACAACAGCUGAUAUAGGUCAUGUGAAACCGAAUUCAAGUUCAUUAGAGCAAAAACUUUUACUUGAUGUGUUCCGUAAGCAAAGAUGUGAUGGUAAUUCACUGAUUAUCACUAAUAAUCUCCCAGUUGUGUCACUAUUGCUAUCUCGCUUGAUCGUUAUUGCAGUAGGGUACUGUUGGGAGGAAUUCCAUGAAGAAGACUGGAAUUUUGUAUUGUCGCACUUGAGGUGUUGGAUUGAGUUAGUAGUUACGACAAUGGAAGAAGCUGCUGAAUGCUUGGAUCUUGAAACUGGAAUUACAUCUGGUGAUAACUUGGAUUCUGUGAUAAGCAAGGUUAAGCAGAUCAUGCUGAAACUGGAUUCAUCUCUUAUGAAUAUUGCAACUAAUGCCCUUUUUGCAUUUUCGUUAGUCAUGGAGCUUGUUGGAGGUUAUUCAUUGGACAAAGCUGAAAAAUCAAUAGUCUUAAGGACAGAAGCAUGCCAUCAUACUAUUGAUCUGGUCCAGGAGGGUAUUCUGCGAAUAAUUUUUUCAGUUGGUAUUGCAGAAGCUAUUUCAAGUUCUUUUUCAUGCGAGAAUUUGUCCAUCAUAGCAGGAAGUCAUCAUGUAUACCCUCGCUUUUGGAAGUUGCUAUCUUCAAUUGCUGUGAAGUCUUCAACGCAGUCCAGAGAACAAGCUUUUAAGGCAGUUGAGAUUUGGGGGCUUAGAACAGGUGCUAUUAACUCUUUGAUGGCCAUUCUAUUCUCCUCUAAACCAGUAUCUGCCUUGCAGCUUGCUUCUUUUGUUCUCCUUUCAAGUCAGCCUUACUCUAGUUGGGCAGUGAUGGAGGAUCAUGUUUCAGAUUCACUAAAUGGAAGUUCUACUAUUGAUGUCAGAUUGCAUGAUCUUGAUAUGUCUUCUGAAAAUAACCUUCCUCUGAGGAAGGAGAUACAUUUCCUGAUACACAAAUUACCACUAGAAAUAAUAGAAAUGGAUUUGGAAGCACAAGAAAGGGUGCAUGUUUUCCUUGCUUGGUGUCUAGUUUUGUGCUAUCUAGUAUCUUUACCAUCAUCGUCGUCCAACAGGGAGAAGUUAGUUCAACAGAUACAGGACUUUGCCUCUUCAGCAAUAUUGGACUGUCUUUUCCAGUAUAUUCCCUUUGAAUUAUGUACAGCGCAUUCCUUGAAGAAGAAAGACUUGCAAACGCCUCCUGAGCUGGUGAAUAUUGCAAAUGCGGCGACGCGUGCCAUCAGUACAGGGUCUAUACUCUUUGCGGUAGAAUCACUUUGGCCUAUUGGACCAGAAAAAAUGGCUUCACUUGCUGCGGCGAUAUUUGGUUUAAUGCUUCGUGUUCUCCCUGCUUAUGUUCGGGUUUGGUUCAAUAAUUUGCGUGAUCGUUCGGCAUCAUUUGCUAUUGAAUCUUUCACGAAAACAUGGUGCAGCCCGCAUUUGAUGAUAGAUGAAUUAUCUCAGAUAAAGAAAUCAGAUUUCGUAGACGAGUGUUUUUCGGUUAGUGUAAGCAAGUCAGCCAAUGAAGUGAUUGCUACCUAUACCAAGGAUGAGACUGGUAUGGAUUUGGUUAUCCGUCUUCCUGUUUCUUACCCGUUAAGGCCUGUGGAUGUGGAGUGCACGAGGAGUCUUGGCAUAAGUGAAGUAAAGCAAAGAAAAUGGUUGUUGUCCAUGAUGGCAUUUGUCCGUAAUCAGAAUGGCGCAUUAGCUGAGGCAAUACGGAUAUGGAAGAGUAAUAUUGACAAGGAAUUUGAAGGAGUUGAAGAGUGCCCUAUCUGUUACAGUGUGAUAAGUACUACAAACCACAGUCUUCCUCGCCUUGCUUGCAAGACCUGCAAGCACAAAUUCCAUGCUUCCUGCCUCUAUAAAUGGUUUUCAACUUCUCACAAGUCAAUUUGUCCACUGUGUCAGUCUCCUUUUUGAUCAACUGAGCAGUAGUUUUGAUGAAGAUUAUGAUGCUGGAUUAUCAUUAGCUUCCAUCAAUUCGAUUGAACAAAAUUAGGCGACUAAGAAAGCAGAUUGCAUCGGCUGGAGCAAUGAAGUCUUGUAUAUGAAGCAAGCAAGAGAGCUCCAUGAUCUCAUAUGUAAAUAUGCCUGUUGUUCAUGCUUCGCAAGCAUUUUGUGAGGAAUGUUCGAAGAAGCAUCACGCUUACAUGGCAAAAUUACAUGAAGGUAAUAGAUCUGAUCAUAUUGGUAUCCAUGAGCCAAACGUUUGUUUUUAAAUGUGUGUAAACUUGGCAUUCACUUCUACUUGGUUGUAUGCCAAGUUUAUAUCAUUUAUACUCUAAUACUCUUGAUUAAUUUUGCCGGGAGGACUUCCCAGUAAGCCGAAUACUUGCCUGACUUCUGGUAGCAGGAAGCUGAUUUUUGUUGUUUUUUUUAUAUAUGUAUAUAUAUAUAUAGGAGCGUAGAAAUUCUGCUUAAAUUCUUCAAGGUUUUGAAGGGAAGACAACACCUACAGCUUGGUGUUUCCAGAGGAUUAUCGGAAAAACUACUUUUGGUUUCUUUUUUGCACAUUUUAUCACAUUUGUGUGUUCACUGCCUAGUUGCAGAAUCACAUAACUUUUUUACAGCGUGUUUGUGGAUGGUAAUCGAUGACUGUAAUGGUUAUGUAUCUUAGUGUUACUAUGAAGCAAAAUUGCAUGCUUGUUAAUGGAAAUUCGACCUGAAAUA